This is a messenger RNA of Bradysia coprophila, 563 nucleotides long. RefSeq lists its product as uncharacterized. NCBI's taxonomy places the organism in Eukaryota, Metazoa, Arthropoda, Insecta, Diptera, Sciaridae. The record is from RefSeq and is a predicted model, not a curated record.
ACAAAGCUUUAUCCAUUUAUCAUCAGCAAGGAAAAACGUUAUAACUUUUCUAAGGAAAUUAAUCGUCAACCUUAUAACUGCCUUUCGAUUCCUAUACCUAAUCCUAAAUCCUAAAAAUGAAGUUAAUAAUUAUGAUCGCUGCGGUUUUUAUACUGGCACUUGUCAAGGUGUCAUCAGCUGCCACAGGUAUAAAAGUUGGACCAAUUACACAUGGAAACUGUGAAUGUAAAGGCGUUGAAAUAAAGGACAAUCGAACGCAAAGGGAAUUUCGUCUAAUUUGUAAGAAAACGGAGAUCAAAGAGGUUAUCGAGAAAAAGAAGAAAAAGAAAGUUUCAGUUGUCGUCUGGGAUACAUCAUGCAUUUAUGGUGGCGAUCCACAUCCAUGCAAAGAGUACAAUAAAAAACAGGAAAAAUACUACCAAGGAUUGCUGAACGUUAUGUCUAAAGACUAUUGCGAUGAAACGUUAAAGAAAGGCGAAUGCAAAAACGUUACAUACAAAGCAGACACAAUUUGUGAAGACAUUAAAUUCACCUUAAAUAAAUAAAUAAAAGUUGUGAGUCCA